Messenger RNA from Drosophila takahashii, 2163 nucleotides. It is a transcript of the gene fest, whose product is annotated as wurstfest. The record is from RefSeq and is a predicted model, not a curated record. NCBI's taxonomy places the organism in Eukaryota, Metazoa, Arthropoda, Insecta, Diptera, Drosophilidae.
AGCAGAGGUCUUGAAAAGUAAUAAAAAAUAAAAAUUAAAUUCCUCUCAUUGAGUCGUUGUGUUCCGUGUCGAGCAAAGUACUUGAUUUUCGCCAGCCAGCACGCGCGUGUGCCGUUCUCGUUUAGAUCUCCAGAUACCAAAGUCCAGGCCCAGAUCCACAAAAGCACACAGUGUAACCACCUCCACUGCCCACCAUCCCUUGAACAUCCCCGUAAGUCCCGGCCACAUCCGAAAGCUGAAGAAGAUGGUUACCGACGCGAAGGACUCCGUCUCGCCCAAGAGCAGCAGCACCAAGGAGGUGCAGUGCCAGCACUCCGGCUGCGAUGAGCCCCAGCCCCAGGAGCCGGCUCCCUUGACCCCCAGCCCCCUGACCACCCCCAAGAGCGGCCGUGUGGGCAUCUUCAACGCCGAGGACUUCCUCUCGCGCGCCCAGAUGAACGACAAGAUCAACAACAUCCUUCGCUCGCCCACCAAGGCUCCCAAUGGGGUACGCCAGCGCUCCGUUUUCACCAACAACAAUCCGUCGCCGCAAGCCACCAUGCGCCUUGUGCCGUCGAUGAACAGCCCGCUGGGCCCUCGUUUGAGCAGCUUGUCGCUGAGCGCUGGGGGCAUGAAGCGCAGCCUGGAGCGCGGCAGCAGCAGCAGCAGCCUGGGAAACAGCGCCAGCGUGGGCACCAACACGGCCGUCCUGGCCAAGGAGUGCUCCAGCCAGACGAACAGCAGUGGCCGCCCCUUCAUGCACCUGGGCGUUCAUGCCGCCCCCCACUCGGCCUUCGGCGCCAUUCCGCAGGUGAAUGCUGGCUUCGAGGCCGUGGGAUUGGAGCUGGAUGCCGGGAACAUCACGCGCAGCGGCAAGAGCCUCACAGGACGCUUCAACUCGGGCUACGGCUAUGAGCCUGAGGGAUCCUAUUGCCUGCCCCAGGCCCACCACACCCAGCAGUUUCCCUCGCCGAUGCCGCCACCACCUUAUGCCCUGGGUCGCGUCAGCUCGCGUACUUUCGAUUUUGAUAACAACACUCCGCCGCCGUGUCCUGGAUCCGGACCCAUUGCCAUGACCAACGGCACCAUCCAGUUGCGCCUGCGCGAAGGCGUUCGCAUUGAUAUGACCUUGGACAAGGCGGUGCGCGUGCUCAACCAGCGCAGCAUGGUGGCCGUCGCCCUGUCGCGGAACUGCAGCAACUCGGCCCUCAUCCACCCCAAUGGACGCAUCCUGCAGAGCGGCUCCAAGGUGGAGAUCGUCACCUAUGACGGCAUGAAGGCCAAUAACUUUGUUCGCUAUGCCAAAAUGUGGUACAAGGGCGUCAGUUUCACCAGCGAGUCCUGUGCCCUCAUCUAUCUGGUGGACACAGCUGGCACCCGCACCACCACCGACACCUUCACCGACCUGACCAAGGACUACACUCUGGCGGUGUUCUACGACGACUCGCGGCACGGCCCAUCCUUCAUGUCGGAUGCCCACGACGUAAUCGCCAAUUCCACCUACAACUGCGCCGAGGACGGUACCGAGGUGUACGACAUCAAUGGAUUCCGCAUCACGCAGGCGGCCGACGGCCUGGUGAAGGUCACUCGCCAGCACAACAAGUGCCUGAUUCGCACCAGUCCUGGCAACGGAUCGGCCACCCUGACCACGCCCGGCAUCCACUGCACGGCUUCGCUGGGAAAGACCUCCCACCUGUUCGUCCGUCGUAACGAGAAGCGCAUGCACUUCGACGGAUCCUGUUUCAUUGUACGCAACGCCGGUCAUUCGGCCGGAUUCAAUGAGAACAACCUGCUGAUUGUCUACUAAGUACCGCUCGCAACAUGGGAUGUGCCCGGCGAUGGGUGUGUGCGAACCACCUACCCACCUCACCACCCAUCACCACCCCAUUAACACACAGACAGCACAGAAAACACACACAGAGACACCGACUCAAGCGUCGACACUGACACCUUCAGCCUCCCCAUAAAGAAAAUGUCCGGAAAACCGGGGCCUCGGCGUGGAGAGGGAUCAGAUCGUUUGAGAAAACCGAAUCUGGGCUAUGAUCAACAAAAAAAAAAGAAAGUUAAUCGUAAAACCGUAUUCAAAAAGACAGCUCGAAAAAGGGCGCGAGCAACGAAAACGGGGCAAUCCUCGGGGGCACUUCCUUCGCCGCCUUGGAUUGCCCUCCGAUUGCUCGACGUAGG